Molecule: messenger RNA, 3822 nt
Organism: Oikopleura dioica
Lineage: Eukaryota; Metazoa; Chordata; Appendicularia; Copelata; Oikopleuridae
Source: the annotation of a GenBank genome assembly
AUGCCAGGGUCAAAUAGCAGGAGAAAUUUUCAUCAACAGAAGAUUUUUCCCUUUCACUAUCGACAGAGUCUUUCCGAAAAGCGAGGAUUUUCUAGAGGCGCGAAGAAUUUAAAAGGACUCAUCGACAGAGUACAGCUCACUCCCGGCGGUUCGAUUCCAGUUAGCUCGAUGACAGAUCAAAAACUGAAUUUGUUUGAGCGAGCUUUCUAUGGAAGUAAACCAGAAAACAAAAAAGUAGCUAUCGUUUUUCAUUCCGGUCAUCGACUUGCUGAUAAGGGCGAUCAGCUGACCCCAAGCUUUUGGUCCGAAAAUGCAAAUCCAGAGGACAUUCCUUUCGUCAUUUCAGUUACUCCGGAAGAGUUUUCGCCAAGCCAGCUUCUGAAGCUUUCUGAAAAUCAUUGCCUUGUUUUCCAACCGACAAAUUGGCAGCGUCUUUAUACAGUCAAAGAUAUGAUCAAGCAACGACUUUGCGAAAUAUCCUCUGCUGAAGAGCUCUACCCAGUCCUGACUCCACCACCAAAGCCAAAAGAAAUCCGCGCUGUUCGGAAAUCCGAGGCAAAGUGCUCCGACGCUUUCGAAGUUUUGGUCGACUACGACAAUCCUCAAAAAGCGAAUACUUUUCUCACAAUCGAGGACGAGCAAAAACUGAUCACAAAGGCUCUCAAAGACAUGAAUUAUGUCCGCACUGGUCAUGUGAUGGAAGGACACUCGAACCCUAAGAAGUGGAAAAAGACGGAAUUCGUCGACAAGCCGUUUUGGUAUUUCAACUCUGAUCGAAUCCUGCAAAAAUCAAAAUCGGCUUUGACAAAUGAAAGACGAGACAUUUACGAGCGCGCUUUUCGAGCAGCUGAGCUGGCGAGCUGUCCUGACUCAAAUGAUCCACCUAGCCCGCUUGUCCCAAAAAUUGCAUUCAUGUUUCACUACGCGAGAAGCGCACAAGGUCAGCCGGACCGUAGGUACUCCUACGUGAGGAAUGUUUACGCCCAGAAACCAAAAGUCAAGACGAUAGGAAUCGUUAUUAUGGAGAAGUCGCUAUACGAAUACAGAAUAAGCUUCGACAAGGACCUUCAAGCGUUUCAUUCUGCUGUUGACGGUGUUGUCAGACUUGACUCGCUAUCUCCUUCCGCCGAAAACUUGAAUCAUAUUCAAGAGGCUGUUUGCUUUAACCUCGGCGCGAGCAUUGAAGACAUCAGGAAGGACAUUUCAACGAUUGACUUGAUUAUUGGCGCUCAGGUUCCAGAAAGCAGAGUUACUCGAUCAGCAAAAGACAUCGCAAGAUUCGCCAAAAAAGUUCAAAUUGAAAACGAAAAGGAACAACGAGUCGUUCGUCUUUUCCAAAAAGAUGGAAAAUACACGGACUAUCUUUCGAUGAACAAGCUCAAAAAGGGAAUCAGCAAGGAGUUGGAAAAAGAGCCAAUUGACUUGAAUGAGGUUUUGAAAAAGGUCGAAGCUGAAGGAUUUGGAAAUACCCAGCCGGAGAAACCUGAAGAUAUGAAGUACGUCGAUGAUAGAGCGCUUCAGCCGGAUGAACUCACGAUUUUUGUACCCAACAAGAAGUUCAAUAUCAACCAUUUGCCUAUUGUUGAGUCACAAUGUUCUGAUGAUGUUCACAAAAUCAAGUCGCUUCUGGAACUGAAUGAUAUCGGAAUUCUAGAAAGUCCAGAAUCUUAUCAACACUACCUCUCAAAUCUACGUACUUGCCGCACUACAACGACAACAACAACGACUACGACGACAACGGCUCCGACUACGACGACAUCUACUUUCAAAGCAGGCAGUAAAACUCUUCAGGAUUAUUGUGAGGACAGAAAAAUCAUUCAAUGUGAUCAGAAGAAAAAGUCCGAUAAUGUCAUUUUUGUCGUGAAGUUGAACAAGGAUUUCGUGAACAUUAUUUCCGAUUCUCUUUGUUUGUUGAAACCUUCAGCCCAAAUCACCCUCGUCGGCAUAAAAGAUACCGAAAAAUACAUUCUUUUCAACAAUGACCGCGACAAUUUCUUCCAAAAUCUCCAGUAUUUUGAGCACUUGUACCCAGAUCCAGUUGAUUUUAUCUGGUCAGAAUAUUUCAACACGCUGUCGAUACUCGGCGGCUACGAGUCUUUCAAGAACGAAUUCGGUAGUUACGGUGGUUGCGGAAUAGAAAACGAUUCUGGCAUAGAUGACAGUGUUGAUCAAGAGUAUGGUUAUGGUGAGGGGCAGUACAACUAUUAUCGAAAACGUCGUAGUGUCUAUGAUGACUACGGGUCUUACGAUUCCUACGACGCCAGUUCUAGCGCAAGCGCCGAGGGUGACUCACUCAAUAUGUGCGUCGAGCAGUCCGAAAGCGAGUAUAAUCAAAUGCUUGACAAACCAAACGGAUUCCAGGUCAUUUUCCUGAUCGACGAGUCCAAGCUCGACUUGAACUGGCAGAGUUUCGAAGAUGACAUUGGAAAUCUCGACGAAAUGCUCCCCGAAGCUCCUGAGUACAGUAUCUCAAUCAUAAAAACAGCAGCGGAAGAGCCUCGCUGGACAAAAGUGAUGUCUCCUUAUGUCGAAAACUACUUCUUCUCAGAGGAUAAAAAUGCAUUUUAUGAUAAUUUGGAGAAGGUUAUUUGCAAAGAAGAUGAUUUCAAAUCGCCAGAUGUUGAUGUCGUCAAGGGUAAAAAGUGCAACGACCUGGUGGAUUUGAACUUCUAUAUCGACGCGGGAGUGGAUGUGGAUGAGAGAGUUCAUUUGGAGGAGUCGGUGAUGCAGAUUAUCGAAAGCUCUACUUUUUCAGCUAUCAGCCUGAGAUAUGUUGGAGGUGAAGAUUCUCGAGAUCUUAGCUUCAAGAAUCUGAAAACAUCCGAAGAAGUUCUACAAAAAAUCCUCUUUGCGCGAAAGAAAAUUCGAAAUUCCGCUCUUUACCAGAAUCGAGCCGCUGCGGCUUUCUCAUUUGAGUCAACCGUUAAAACAGCAAGAAUGACUUCUGAUCCGGAUUCAACGCUCAAGCCUGUUUAUUAUUUGCUAACGACACAAGAGGGUUUCCAAAAGCUGAACAGCGGAGAACGAGAAAAUACGGGAAAUGGCGAAAGAACGCUCGGAAGGUCGUCUGGCGAUGAUGUAUUUACAGUAAUCAUAGAAACGGGCGAUCGACGAAGCAGUAUUUUGAACGGACAAACAAACAACAGGGCAUAUUUUGGUAAAAUAAUGCUGAUUGUUGGGGACGAUUUCCACGACCAACUAUCGAAAAAGAUCACUGAGGAUAUUUGUCGAUCUCCUGGUGUCAAAUCUGGCUCAAACGAAGAAAUAAAGAUUACCCAGCAUACUUGCACGAUGAAAGAAGAUCUAAAUCUGAUCUUUACCAUCGACAUUUCUCAGCAAUCGACAUCUUUGUACCUGAGCCACUACACAGUUCUGAUUCAAGAAGCGCUGCGAGCCUUUGAAUUCAAAUGGGACGCAAAUAACAUUGACAACAAGCUACUUCGAAGCAGAAUUCAAAUCUAUGGACUAAGUAAGCCAAGAAGAUCGAUGAAAUUGACAAAGUUAUUCGACACUGCAAAGAUCAAUUUUGGAGUCAACGAUCCUGAUAAAACUAAACUGGAAGAUGCUUUAGAAAUAAUCAAGCUCUCAAUUCUCAAUCCUCACAUCACCGAGAGCAAAGGAACAACUCCUACAUUUGAGCAAACAAUCUCCUUCAUAAAAGAUAUCUAUGCAGAAGAAAAACGUAGAAGCCCAAGUGUCAAGAUAAUUCAUCUACAAGAUACAAGUCCAGAUAGUUAUGUGAUGCGAUCAAUCGGCUUCAACUAUUUGACGGAGACACAAAAAUUGGCGAAUGUUGCUUAUGGAGCUGCCAAAACAAUUUGA